This is a messenger RNA of Pocillopora meandrina, 8839 nucleotides long. Lineage: Eukaryota; Metazoa; Cnidaria; Anthozoa; Scleractinia; Pocilloporidae. The record is from the annotation of a GenBank genome assembly.
AGCAGAAGGGGGAACCCGAAUUUAGCUCAAAGACACAGUUCGUCACUACAUCUGAGACUUUCGGGUUGUUAAGAUUCCUGUUUGGUAAGGGCAGUCGAUUAACAGUUGACAGGGAAAGUGCAAAUUUUUCAUUUUUGUCGAAUAAAAGAAAGAAAAAAGGCAAAAGGCUCUUAGACAACCAUGGACGGUAACACAAGACAAGACUUGGUAGAACUGACACAGCCUCUCCUACCCGGUGGACACGACGAUCAGUUUGGUAAGUGGUCUUAUUGUUUGCCAAUACGAUCAUACUGUUUGAAAACAAUACUUCCUCACUACCUUAUAGUAGCUUGUGGCGUUCCACCGUCCGCGCAUGAAAGUUAGAUAAUUUUAAAGUGUUCGGUGCUUUUGCGCCUCAAACGUGAUCUUCGCUUACUCAGAUGUCAAUAAAUGCAAAGUAAGAGCUUUUGUGUGUUAACGCUUGUUUUAAGUUGCCAGUGAAUUGAAAACAACAGCUUACUCAGGUUCAAUGUAUGAUGCAUGAGGCCUAUACUUGAACCUACCUUUGUUUACUGUGGAAAUGAAGAUUUAAUGAUUCAGUACCAGCUCCCUUUAACAAAGACGACUAAUUCAGUCUGAAUGUUUGGGUCACCGUCACGUCUUAGUUGCUCGUUGUAUUUUGGACUUAUUAUAAUCCUAUCCCUUUGUGAAAAAAAGGCAGAACAAUAUUUAUUUCCUAAUCGUAGGGCAGGCAGUUAAUUACGCUCAGAUAUUGGUGGACAACCGAUUUCCGCAUGAAUCGCGCCUUUGCGUGGUACAUUUGGGGGAUUGAUUGAUUAUUAAUUAUUAACCGUGAGCAUUUCAGCAAUCUAGAUGAACGAAUAACAAAUCCCAUGAAUUAAUCCGAAUUAGUCUGUAGAAUAUUUUAAACAAAUGUGCUUUCCUGUUUUUCACCAAUCUUUUGUGCAGACUGCCCGUCAAAAAAAUAUGGUGGGAUUAGUGUUUCAUUUUAAAGGAUGAUUUGCGCUCUUUCUUCUCAUAUCAAUUUUUUUUCGUUCAUUUCAUCUGAUUGAUGCGAUUUCUUGAUCAUAUUUCAACGACUGAACAUGUAUGAGUAAACGAAACUAAUUAUAACAGUAAACUAACAUGCAUAUUGUAAAUUUCCCUUUUUGUAUCGUUUGGCAAGCUUGGAGAGCUUGUCAUCUGUUCAAGUGAUCGGGGCCUGAUGAUGAAAAAUGUGAGAAUCAAUUCAACUCAGUUUAGGAUCAGGUGCAGUCAAUGAAGACCUCUGAAGGGUAUAGGUGCGCUCUCAUGUUCACAAAUAGGCCGUGUUGUACCCUAAAAGGUAAUUCCAGAGAUAAAAUAUUAUGUUGAGCCGUAUCAUUUACACACGAUAAAUAGGGACGAAGGAAAUUGAAGCAGCAUUCAUAACUUGAUCCUAUUGACAGAGCCACAAAAUGAAAUGAUAUUGUUAUUACCAAUAGUUUGUGGCAUAUGUGCACUAAAGGACUACCCUAAAAUUACCCAACAUAAAACUACUGUUUUCUCAUCCACAGUCGCGGAAACGGUAGCAGAGUUCUUCAAUUCCACUGAAAGCGAGGUUUUCCAAGACAAACCAGACGUUCGCUUCGUCACUCUGGAAAAAAAGGACGUGUUUGAUAAAAUAGAAUCACGAAAAGGAGGAAGAGCAAGACAGCGCGUGGAGGAUGGUGUCAUCCAAAUGGAAGCUUGGUCUCCCGUGAAAAUCCUCGAUGUCACCUCUAUACGUGUUUGGGUAAUGCGUGAAAAGCAAGCUGCUGAACUUUGCGACGACAGGAAUGGACCAGUAAGUUUGCCAGUUAAGUUUGAGGGACAUAAAGGCGCAAGGGUAAGUUAAAUUUCAUCAUUCAACUCGUUUUAAAUAUUUCUUUUGUCUCUUUUUCUAUUAUGAUUGGUGUUGCUUUUACAUUUUGCAUCACAAAAUAACUGCUACACUUACGCAGUAAACACUCAUCUAUGCACGCUGUGAGUGCAUAGAAUUGUUGAGGCGUCUGUAUGGAAAUAUGAUUUUGAUAUGUAAGGAUCGUGGGUAACUGAAAAUUAUUUCACAAAUGAAAUUUAGGACUUUUCUAUGUUUACAUAGGUCCACCUGGCGAGGAAGGGUUAAAAAUUCUCAUAUUGCGUCUAAGUGCGCAGCUGUGGCAAAUUAUUCCGUUGUGUCUCAGAUGAGGUUAUGCACACAUAAAUAAAUUCUUCUUAAAUCAACUUAUACAUAGUUCAUUGGGAAGCUAACUCAACUAAAUCUUAGUGAAUUUAAAUUCUCCUCGCUCCUUACACAAGGAGUUCAUUAAUCACGACAAAAGCAAAAGGAUCCAACUAGAUAUUGUAGAUAGCUAUAGGGAUACAAGUGAACCCGUGGUCACUGUUUUUACAAGUAAUUCUCCAGUAAUACUUCUAUAAAAAAAAAACAACAACAACACCGUUUGCAUGUACAGUCUGUGCGUGCACUUGCCAUCUGUGAAUGGUUUUAAAGGUGAAAUGUUCUGUUUGAACCGAUUUUCUGGUGAAUGCUUUUGACAGCAGACGACAGGCAGCGCUCUCGCCCUUGGAGCCUUCUUUACCACUAAGAACGAGUGCUGAAAGCUCUGGUCUGGUCCCCGAUUUUCCCUCAUCUCCAGACACUUGUUAAAACAGACAUAGUUAGAACCCAAUAGGAAACUAGAAACCACCAAGGUUUUCAUUGGAGUCUAUCGAUCCGCUUUACUUACAAUAAGUCAGAUCGUUGAAAUGAUAUUAAGGCCAGAGGCAGACAUAUAGAUCCGUCACUUAGGUUUUGGGUCAUCAUAGUUGCUAUGACACAAACGAGCCAAUUACACACAGUGAAGUGGAUGAUAUUGACGCUUUUAUUACAUGAUUUGUACAGCAAUUAUUCUCAGUUGAUCUGGAUUCUAAAUACGAUGGCCCGAACCCCUGGAGUCCUCCAUUGUAUAAAUUGGAAAAAGGAGACAUGAAGAAGAAAAACGUUUUUCAGCUUUUGGUGGAGCUGCCCGCACAGUCUGGAGAGACUCAAGAGUUCUAUAGUAAACCAUUCCUGCUAAGAAGUAAACCUAAAACUGGCUUACCUAAGAAGAGGAAAUCCAGUGAAGGUUAGUGGAAUACACACAGUAAGUUGACAUUUUUUGUUAAGUCGAUCCCACAAGCACGAACAGAAAAUUCACUUGGGACCUUUCUUCUCCUUCUCUCCUUAAGCAAAAAAAGUGAGAAAGAAGAACCAAGUCAUGCCGUGAUGAAGGAUUAAAAUCUCAAGGAAAAAUGGCUAGUUUCGCAGAAUUAGGAGAAUAUGCAUUCCCGUUCAUUAUUCAACUUUACUUGUACUUUCUAUACCUUUUAUCCUUCACAGAAGCUGGGGGAGGGGGGGUCUUUCUCGUUUAGUUGCCUAACAUUUGAUUUUGUAUUUAGUUCACUUUCUUAAACCCACCAAACUGUGUAUCUCCGUGUUUCAUUCAAAACUGAAAGCAAAGUGAUACGAAAAAUUGCAAAAAGUAAAUAAGUAAACAAAGAUGCUUUAUACCCAUCACUUUUUAAACUUAACAGAUUCCUCUUCAGUGGAAUCCACUUCAGAAGGCUCAACCCCAAAGAAAGGUGAGUUUGAUUUUAUCUGUUUCUUUUUCUUUUUUUUUUUCUUUGUGGUGUGACGUUGCGCUACUUAGCCUUUUGGGAUCGGAACGAUUACUGUAAAUAACAUUUGUGCUUUAAUGUCUAUAUGAAGAUAUGUUUUCGAAAAAAAUUAAUUUAGACGCCUGUAUUUAUAAGCCACAGUUAGUGGCUAUUGCGGGGGCAGAUAACCAUAUAGGCUUGGCUGGACUUACAAUCGAACAGAAACAGGCAAAGUUGUGAAAAAUUUUGAAAAUUUUUAAGCAGGGUGAGAAAAAUAUUAAGGGGCCACGGUUUAGUUUAAUGUUAACUUGUAAAACUUCCUGAAGAAGUCGACAACAGUUAGACGAAAAGCGUCGUAGAAUAAGGAAGUUUUACAACUACUGUCCGCAGAGUGCUGCUCACUAGUUUAGUUUCUUAAAUCCUUUUUCAAAAAAUUGUCACGUGUUGACAUUUGUUCGCCAUAUCGGGGUAUAUUACAUGUUUGGGCUUCUGGAUUGUGUUCGUUAUAACGAGAAUUUCGUGAUAUCGAGGUUCGUUAUUUUGAGGUUCGUUAUAUCGAGGUUCUGUCCCAUACAUUUCACUGUAACUUUAGCCGUGGCUGUAGAGUAUGGUUCGUUAUGCCGAGGACUUCGUUAUAUAGAGGUUCGUCAAAUACAGGUUCUACUGUUUGCUACCAUUAUACUACCCUCAAAUCUAGAAAAACUGAAAUGUCGAAAUUAUAGAUUCCUUUGAACUAAUACGCGCGCACAUAAGUUCAACCUAAACUAUCAUAUAAAAAAUCUCUUUGUUAAUGACUUUAGUUCCUAGUUCCUUUCAAAACCUUCGGGUGAUUGAACACUUGGAAGCGAAAAGUGCUUACAUUGGAAGUUUAAAAUAUGACAACUUGACGGUAAAUGAAGGAAGAGCCGAUAUUGGAUAUCACUUUAAGGUGAAGGAUCCUAAAUUGUACAAAGAAUUUGAGGAAGGUGAUGUGCUUGGGUUCUUCAAAAGUGACGAUGGAACAGCAUGCGUACAGCUUUUAGACAGCCAAAAUGGAAAGCAAGCUUUCAUGGCAGGAGUCAUCAGCCGGUCAGCCUACCUAGAGGCCACUCCGGCCAUAAGUCAAAACGGUUUGUUUUAUUUUACUGUUACUUUAAUCGUGGCUUGGGUUCUCUCAGGAACGUUGUGCGCAUAUUUCACCCAAAAAAUGCCACUUUCGCCUGCGUUACCCAAACGUCAGGCUAAAAUCAUGUUCAAUAAAAGCAAAGUCACUGUAGUCCAAAAGUUCCUUUUAAAUUAGAUCACGUUUUUUUCUUUGUUUAUUUUGUUUUUCUCUUCCUUCUUCGUGUAACUCUUCUGUUAUAGAUCCCACUGAUGUUAUUUGCGUAAUUGGAAUUAUCAAAGUAAAGUGUAUGGGAUCUGUCCGGGCUGGAGAACGAAUUUAUACUAAUGUGAGCCCAGAUCAUCCUGGCACUGCUAUCCCAGAGUCCCAUUUGCCUCCGUGUGUGAUCUUGGGUGGCGGCAGUGUUCUAUUGGGGAUGUCAAUGGAAGAAAAGGAAGCAUCUAAGCUCAAUGACAUUAACUUGGUUCAGAGUUUUGUGUGCAUGGUUCUUGGAGUAAGCGAUAAAGAAAUCAAAUCAGAAAUAGGAAACAUGUAUAAUCGAUUCGACGUGGAAGUGGCUGCAAAGCUGCGAAAAGAGAGAAGAAAGGCGAGCCGAAGUAAGUACAAGAAACUUUAUAUAUGUGGCGACUUUUAAAGGGUCGCUGAUUCAAGUCUACGACUUCAGUUCCGAUCCUCUUUAUAUCAGAACGCAUCGGCGAUCCAGUUGUAGUGGCAUCAGUAUAACAUUAUAUCAUGAGAAAAGAAAGCUAAUUUCUUUACCUAAAUUAAGUGACACACUCCUUUUAAAAACUGUCAGACAAACCAGGAGACAGACGUCCCACAUGCCUGACUAACUUGAUUGACUGACUGACCAAGUGGCUGUGGACUGCUUCGCGGCCAGCUGGCCCAUGCGAUUAACUGGCUGACUGAACAAACGAUCGAAUAACUGACUCACUGACUGAAAACUGACUGACCAACUGACUUACUGACUUACCGACUGACUAACCAGUUGACUUUGUAGUAAACAGACUAAAAACUCCAGAACGCACAUGGUUAUUAUUAAUAGCUUAGUCGUUCAGGUCAAACAAUGAGGCGAGGCGAGUGUCUUAUUUUACUAAUUUUUUUUAACUUUGUUUAUUUGUUCUUUUCCCUCCAAAGUGCGGCGCAUGAUUGUGUGUGGCCUUUUAACUGCGCUUGCGUUAACCGCUUUCUGGAUGUACCAAUUCUUAUAUCCGGGAAGUGCUCUACGAUAUUGGAUAUGCGAGCAUGGUUCCUUAGGAGAUUCUAAAUGCAAUUUCACAUUUAUUCCCGAACGUGACACGGCACAGGUAUAUAUGUGGCUUAUAUAUAUUUCAAACGGGUUAAACCACUCGUAUGAAAGUGUAUGUCCAUCCGUCAUCCAUCAAGUCAGUCACAAGGCAGUCAAAUACACUCAGUUACUCAAUCAAUAAGCUAGUCAGCGAGUCUUUCAGAUUCGUAAACAGGCUUUGUCAUUAAAUCAAAUGGUUUUUCGCCGAGUUUUUAUUAUGGAAAAUUCCUCUGCAAAAACAAAAAAAAUUCAGGCAACUAUAUCUGUAUAACCAGAGACCUAAAAGAAAUGUUAUUGAAACGUUCGUUGAAUUUUUUAUUACAGCGUUGCACAACAAUUGGCCUUGAAUUUACGUGGGAUAGACUUAAAGAAAGAAUGAAGCCGCAUUUGGAUGACAUUCCCGAAUUGGAUUCAAAGAGUAAGUACAACAAUCUUACACGUUCUUAAGGCCACUUGUCCGACUGGAGCAACGUUUGCGUGAGCGGUUUUAUGCUAGCUGUUCUGUUGCUCAGUGCUCUCAAGAGGAGCUUUUAUAAGUGUCUCCCCAUAGGAUGUCCUCUCAACUCUUCGAAAUUAUCUAUAUCAUCAUGAUCUAAUAAAUAGGCCACGCAAGUAGUCUAGCGAGCGUAUCUGUUGUCAGCCCGAUUAGACAAAACUUCUCCUAAAUUAUUCAGAAAGACUAUGUCGCAUUCGGGAGGAACAAUUAUUUCUCCAAUCUCGGGAGUGCAAGGAUUAAAGCAGUGGCCAUUGCAACUGAUCUUGGAUUCAAUUGUCCUGAUAAAAAAUGGUUUAUAAUUGAGGAAAAACUCAGAAAUAAAUACUGGAAAGCCAAAAGUUUUGCAGCAAUGGGAAAUAUGGACAAAAAUCAGACGGGUCGAACGUAAACCCAAUGAAACCAGCCCAGUGAUGUCAAAUUUAAUUAAGUUCAAAAUUUUUAAUUGAUUAAAGGCAACACACUUAACAAGCUACUACAUCAUUCAUCCUCUGUGACUGGCUCGCCACCCUAAUGCUAGCGAACUAAGGGGGGGGGGGGGCUUUACACAAUCAUGUCAAAGUGAAUUCCCUGGAAACGUAGGAAAAUUAUAAUAACAAUAAUAAAAUUAUUUAUGUAACGCUUUAUACAAAAGUUCCAAAGCACUUCACUAUGAUUUUAAAAAAAUAAUAAAACUUAAAAUAACUUAAGGUAUAAGAUAUCGUUUAAAAAGAUAAGUUUUCAGAGAUGAGUAACACUGGAGCAACGCUUAAUAUAUCUGGGAGGACAGUUCCAAAACUUGCGGGGACAUAAAGAGAAUGCUCGGUCUCCAUUAGUUUUCAUAUUUGACGAAGGAACUUGAAGUUGAAAACUAGAUGAAGACCUUAAAUCAUUGUCUGUUAGAGAGCUUCCGUAAGAAGCCAAAACGGUUUUAUUUGACAAAAUAAGAACAUUGAGGAGUACCAAAAACGUGACUACAGCCAUUACGGCGCAUACAUUCAAACUUGAGUUGACAACCAUGAUGUAGAAACGCAAAUUGAAUGUAAUUAACUGUCAAUGAUUUUUGUGAUUUCAGGAGUGCCUGGAAAGCACCAUUACUAUCUAAACGUGGAUCGCUGUGCCUAUGGCGGAGUAAUCAAGCUAUCCGCUCCAGUUUCCGGCAUUUCGAACAACGAACAGAUUUGUGGUCCAAUUAUUUUCGUUGUAAACAGUAACUGCUCUGCUGUUUAUUUCUAUCAAGAUAAGCCCCACGCAGGUUGGAAAAUAUACCAGUCAGUUAAGCAUUAUGAAUAUUUACGCCAAAAACUACAUUGCACACGCUCAGAAGUCUCCAGAGAAUGAGCUAUCUAAAUAGAGGGCGAUUACUAAAGAUUCCUUUAUUGAGGGCAAAUCAUUAGAAGCUUGAACAAGUUUACUGCUUCUAAGAUUGGAAAGUAAAUUUUUCUAAUUUUUUUUGCAACGGGUCUCUAACGAGUUCCUUGGAUUUUAAACAUAGCCAGCUUCAACGUCAAUGCCAUUUUAUCCUGAAAAGGUUCUCUGUUAUAAACUAAUUAAGUGACGUGUUUUCUUAUGAUCACGAAUGAUAAUUUUAUGUAAAGUAGAAACAAGCCUAUAGAAAUUAGCUGGCGUAUAUUUUAGAAAGUAUUAUACCAGUUGAAUGAAUUUCAAAGGUAUUUAUACAGUUUAAAAAAAAAAAAGAAUCCUAGAAACUUUGAGAAACUUUAAUAAAUGGUUUAGAAAAUUUGAACCCACCUUUGAUUUCCGCAGCUGCUUGUAUUGGGUCAUUUGGAUUUUGUACCAUAAUAUGGUCAUCAGCACUGGUCUGCAAGUAUUGAUAAUGCAAGUUACCUUGUUAGUUAAUUUUUCAAAUACUUCCUAUAUACUAAACUGAGUAAAAGAGGCUUUUCUGUCAAAAAGGUAGAAAUGUUUUUCCCUAUCAGUCGUAUUCACUAAUCUCCUAGUGAGGUCCUCUAACAGGUCAAGACUAUCCUCUUUUGUACCGGCGGGAAUGUGGGUCGCAUCAGUUGAAUUAACUCACGUCAAGAAGGGUUUACCGGCCAUAUUGCUCUUAUUCUCCUUACUGGUGGGAUUCCCGGACACAUCAGUCACUUUGCACACACUUAUUAGGGUAUAUAAAGCCUUAAUUACGAAUCAGAUUUAAUUACGCGCAUUAAAUCUUUAUUAUGAAAUAAUCCAGAUAGUACGUGCACUCUUAUUGGUCAACUGGAGACUUUAGAACACAGUUGUGACUUCAUACUUUUUGUGUCUGUGGGCACAAUUUGGAAAUAUUUGAAACUCAAAGCUUUCGCAAUUUUAAGUUCAAAUAACAAAUAUUAGAAAUGAAGAAAAAUUAGCUGAUUUU